GCCGUCGGGGGGCGGGUGGGGAGUGGAGGUGUGUGGUAGGUCAAGCGCAGCCCCGCCAUGAAGAAGAUCUUUGGCCUGGGGAGUCAGCUGGGCGACGCCCCCCGGGGCCUCCUCAGCACCCUGCGGAAGAUCCGCGGGGGCAGCGACUCUGAGGUCGACAGAGACAGCAUCUUCUCGGAGUCUUCCUACCGCGUCCGAGAGCGCGAUCUCAGCAAGAUCCACAAAGCCGCCCACCAGGGUGACGCGGAGAAAGUCCACAUCCUCUUGCUGAAGAAAAGUGACGUGGACGAGCGGGAUAAGAAGAACAGGACUGCCCUACAUUUGGCCUGUAUCCAGGGCCACGCAGAUGUAGUCAAGCUCCUGGUGAAGAACAAAUGCCAGGUUAACAUCGGCGAUAGCGAAAAUAGGACAGCUCUGAUGAAGGCUGUACAAUGCCGGCAAACAGAAUGUGCAUCUGUUCUGUUAGAAAAUGGUGCAGAUCCAAAUGCUAUGGAUGACUACGGCAACACUGCCCUCCACUAUGCUGUGUAUAACGAGCAUGUAGAAUUAGCAGCAAAACUGCUUUCACGUGGUGCAGAUAUCGAAGGAAUAAACAAGGUAUAG
Messenger RNA from Microcebus murinus (gray mouse lemur), 603 nucleotides. NCBI's taxonomy places the organism in Eukaryota, Metazoa, Chordata, Mammalia, Primates, Cheirogaleidae. The record is from RefSeq and is a predicted model, not a curated record.